Messenger RNA from Sabethes cyaneus, 4947 nucleotides. It is a transcript of the gene sei, whose product is annotated as potassium voltage-gated channel subfamily H member 7. The transcript has 28 exons. Lineage: Eukaryota; Metazoa; Arthropoda; Insecta; Diptera; Culicidae. The record is from RefSeq and is a predicted model, not a curated record. The coding region runs from base 1 to 4947 and encodes 1648 amino acids. Gene Ontology annotation, cellular component: membrane. Gene Ontology annotation, molecular function: inward rectifier potassium channel activity. Gene Ontology annotation, biological process: potassium ion transmembrane transport; membrane repolarization during action potential.
AUGCCUGUCAGAAGAGGACACGUCGCUCCCAAGACGACCCUUAUUGAAACGAUAAUCAGGAAAUUUGAUACGCAUAAUCGUAGCUUUCUAGUGGCCAAUGCACAGCCGGAAUCGUGUCACAUCAUCUUCUGCUCGGAUGGUUUCUGCAAGAUGACCGGUUUCACGCGGGCAGAGGUGAUGCAGCGGUCCGCCUGCACCGAGUUCCUGCAGGGCCAGAUGACCUCGCCGGCCGUCAUCCAGUCGAUCAAGGAGGCCCUGAAGAAAGGCGAGGAGAAGCACUUCGAGAUACUGUACUACCGGAAGAAUGGUACGAAAUUCCUGUGUUCCGAGGUGAUAGCCCCGAUCCGCUCCGAGGUGGACGACAUCUCGCUGUUCAUCAUCAACUUCGAGGAUCUAACCAACCCGACCACGCCGGAACCGCUGGAACCGGUCAAGCUGAGCAAAUUUGACCGUGCAAGGGCUAGCUUUCGACAAUCGUUCCGUAUCGGGCACAUUGCACUGCGCGAUCGGGGUCUCCGGCUGGCCGGCUAUUUGACCCCGCCAUCCGAUGCCACCCAGGAGGAGGAGGAAGUGGGAAUUAACAAAAGUGCCAUCGAGAGCGAUAGGGUAAGCCAAACGACGGUGCUAAAGGUGGAAACGAACAUAUGGACGCCCAUGUCGACCCCGGCGUUGACGAGGACAAAGGAACUGGACGCCUUACCACCGGACGUGGACACGCUCAGUGGACCAGGAGAAAUUGUGAUAACCUCGCCGGUGACGGCCAAAAUGGAAGUGACACCCGAGCUUCCAGCGUCCAUCACCGACAUUAAACCAGAGUUUCAGCAAACCAAAAGUUUAGACUUUGAGAUACAAUCAAAACAUUUCGAACACACUAAACUAAUCCAGUCUUAUGAAAGUACGCACGCGAAAAAUUGUCGAGGGUUAAUAGAAAAGCGUGCUCAUACGAUAGACGAUUUUAUGCGAGGACCCACGAGCCAUCACGCGCGACACUAUUUUCCGUACGUGUCCUCCGAGAGCGACCUACAACGCUACAAAGCAGUGCCAUUAAAGCAGAACUCGAGCCGCGAACCGCGAACCAGUUCGUCACUUUCAAAUGUGCCUUCAGAUUCUACUAAAACUAAGGAUAAUGGAUCCGCGAAAUAUUUUCAGGGAACAAGACAAACAAUAAAUAUGGGUGAAAAAGUAGCACAGACCGUGAAUGAUGUUGCCUCCGGAAUCAUGUCGGAGACAAGCUUGCGUGCCAACUCGUGCAUUGAGCUGUCCGAGAUUAAGAAGCUGGACAGUCUGCUGCGCCAGUGUGAAACGCUGAGCUACGACGAUUUGUCCUCGAGCAGCAAUGGCGACCGCGAGCUGGCAGACUAUAUGGAACCGAAGGGCCGCAUGAAGCGCAGAAACUCGUCGGCCACUCUCAUCACGACACCACCGAUCAUCACCCAGACGGCCAUCCGAGCGCUUUCCAGUUUGAACAUUUUCAGUAGUGCUAAGAAAAUCAUGCGGAUGGUCAACGAGAACCCGUUGUCUUACUACGACCGGAACUGCGCGCUGCCCCAAAUGAGCCAGGAAGGCUACAAAACCAAAAGUUGCUCCAAUCUGCAGAAGCCUAGCCUGUGCUAUGGCAAACCCAAAUCGAACGAAAACAGUGCUACCGGGGCUGACCACUUCUUCAGCAUAUCGGAAAAUAUCCUAACGACUGCCGAUAAGGGCCACACAGAUGACGCCGAAUGCGAUUGUCACUGCCCACCAGCGCCACAUGUUGAUAACAGCGCCGGUGACAGUGGCAAGAACGGGAACCCCCUGGCAAACCCCCUCGGACUCGGACAGAAGCAAUCCGUUUACAAGCGAAGGCACAAUGAAAGGCAAAGCAAUAAUUACCAGCACCAGCGUCAUCAACAGCAGCAGCAGCACAAUCAUCCAUCGAAGGAGAACGCCACGUCUCCCACCGCUUGCUCCGCCCUCCGCAGGCCACACAAAUCCGACCAGUUCGUAAAGCAGCGCCGGAUCGACCCGGACGACGAGAAUCGCAUCGUAAACAUCAACGAAACGCCCAACAUAGUUCCUAUCUCGCUGAACGAUGUCAACGACUCGUCCUCGUACGAGGGGGCUUGUGACGAGGGGCCCGCCGCCAUCGAACACCGAACGUCGUCGUCGAUGAGGCAUCAAAAGUCCCUGGACAACAAAUCGGAUAAGUCACAGCUGUCGCAGGCCAACAGCACCCGGUCCCGGUCCAAGUUCUCGCCGCAGUACCUCUCGCGGAAAAUUUCCUGCAAGGCGACCAGCAUCGGCGGCAUUGGCAGCGCGGGCGCCAAGGAGCUACUGUUGGGGCACAAGUUCGAGAAAAUCCUGCCAGAGCCGGUCGAAACCGUCCUGUCGCUCGGCGCCGAUGUAUUACCGGAAUACAAACUACAGAGUCCACGUGUUCACAAAUGGACAAUACUGCACUACUCUCCGUUCAAGGCGGUGUGGGACUGGAUAAUAUUAAUAUUAGUUAUGUAUACAGCAAUAUUUACCCCCUACGUAGCAGCAUUUUUGCUGAACGAACCUGACUUUAAUCAAAGAAAGAACCGCAAGUACGCGGACGACCCGAUUGUGAUAAUUGAUUUAAUAGUGGAUGUAACAUUUGUCAUAGAUAUAUUAAUUAAUUUCCGAACAACGUUCGUCAACGGCCAGGAUGAGGUUGUGUCGCAUCCGGGCCGCAUUGCGGUGCAUUACCUGAGCGGUUGGUUUCUGAUCGACCUGGUGGCAGCCAUCCCGUUCGACCUGCUGCUGGUCGGGAGUGAUACGGACGAGCUUGGCUUGGACAAAGAUGAGACAACGACUCUAAUUGGUUUAUUGAAAACGGCACGUCUAUUGCGUCUAGUGCGAGUGGCAAGAAAGAUCGAUCGCUAUUCGGAAUAUGGCGCUGCUGUUUUAGUAUUACUGAUGGCUACCUUUGCACUAAUCGCUCACUGGCUGGCUUGUAUUUGGUACGCAAUCGGUAACGCCGAACGGCCGACCAUGAAGAACAAAAUCGGCUGGCUGGACGCGCUGGCCGAAGCCACCCAGGAGUAUUACUAUGCCAACAACACCGGUGGAGGACCGUCGAUAAAGUCACGCUACGUGACGGCGCUGUACUUCACCUUUACCUCGUUGACUUCGGUGGGCUUCGGUAAUGUGGCACCGAACACGGAUGCCGAGAAAAUAUUCACGAUAUGCGUGAUGCUGGUUGGGUCCCUCAUGUACGCCAGUAUCUUCGGUAACGUUUCGGCCAUCAUUCAGCGGCUGUACUCCGGUACGGCACGGUAUCACACACAAAUGCUGCGUGUUCGUGAGUUCAUUCGAUUCCACCAGAUUCCGAACCCGCUGCGGCAACGAUUGGAGGAGUACUUUCAGCAUGCCUGGACGUACACGAACGGAAUCGAUAUGAACUCGGUGCUGAAAGGGUUUCCCGAGUGCCUGCAGGCCGACAUCUGUCUGCACUUGAACCGGAACCUGCUCAACAAUUGCUCCGCCUUCGAGGCAGCCAGUCCCGGCUGCUUAAGAGCACUUUCGUUAAAGUUUAAAACAACCCACGCACCGCCCGGUGACACUCUGGUGCACAAAGGAGACGUCCUCACGUACCUAUACUUUAUAGCGCGAGGUUCUAUAGAGAUUUUAAAAGACGACGUAGUCAUGGCGAUAUUAGGGAAAGAUGAUAUUUUCGGUGAGAAUCCCUGCACGCAUGCGACGCUGGGAAAAUCGAACAGUAAUGUUAAAGCAUUAACUUAUUGUGAUCUACAUAAGAUUCAUAGAGAUGACUUAUUAGACGUGUUAGAUUUAUUUCCGGAAUUUUAUGAUAGUUUUGUAAAUAGUUUGGAAAUUACGUAUAAUAUGAGAGAUGAGGAGCAAGCGGGAAUAGAGUUAAGGCAUCGGCAUAUGCGACUCGGGUCACAGGAUAGAGACAGUGACACGCGAUCCUAUGUUAGAAGGAUAAACACGAUGCACCAUCAUAGACCCAGUCAGACCAAAUGUGAUAUUCCAAAUGAUAGAAGUUCGGGACAAAUAAGCACUAACUUCGAUGAUGAUCGAAAGUUUUCUAUAUCAGGAAUGAUGUCUCAUAUAAAGCGAAGCAUACCAGAUCUUAGAUCGAACAAACAUCAACCACUAACCAGUACUUGUGCAUCUCCUAACGAAAGUCCCAAAAGCUCGCACAAGCACAGUCCGCCCAGCGAUCAUCAGUCGCCGAAGGGAGCACCGGAUACCGUCACACUGAGUGCCAUCAGCAAUCGAGCCUGCGCGUGUGGCUCCAAGGAACCGCCGGUGAGCCGGCCCGGUGCCAUCGUCGCCACCGGUACCGUGGACCUCAAUAUCAAGUGCAUCAGUCCGGACGAGGACGUGUUUCAUCAUUCGGCACCGGUGACCGGCAUCAGCGCCGGGCAGCACCGAGUCACCAGCGAGCAGCGCCUGCAGCACCAGGAUAAUCUAGGAUCAUUAUCAAACCAAUUAUCCGAUUUAACGAUAAGACUAGACAAUUUAGAGGGUAGCCUGAAGAAAGAUAUCAGAACGAUUCUGGACAUCCUGCAUCAGCAGCAGCAGAUGCAGCUGCAGUUCCACCACCAGCAGCUGCAGCACCAGCAGCAGCAGAUGCAGCAGUCCGGCAAGACCGGAAUGUCCUCGUAUCAACCGUCCGAGAGUGAUUUCUCCUUCGACAUGUGCGGCGGCGUCAGUGGCGUCGGAGAGCCGGGCAGCAGCAUGACCAAGCAUCAACAAGCGCAACAACGAACCAACGUGCAGCGGUCCGUCUCACAGCCCGAGUGCGCCAACGAGAAAAGCCUUUUCAAGUGCUCAAAAUUUUCCUCGUUUAACCAACCGAUGGAUGACACCCCGGAGGGUCACAAUUGGAACAUUUUCGCACCAAUCGCCAAGCUCGAAUCGCUGGACGAAAUCGAUCAGGAUAGUAAACAUUCCAUCAGUCAAGAGAAGCCUCAAUAA